AUGUCGUCGCAUGUAGUGGUGAUCGAUACCACAGCUCGCAGAGCCACUAUCAAGGUCACUCCAGCCAAGCACCUGAGCGACGUUUUGGGAGAAGCUUGUGCAAAGCUUGGACUUGAUGCCACCCAGUAUGGGUUAAAGCAUCAAAAGAAAUCACUAGACCUCUCACUAUCCAUUAGAUUAUCCGGCCUGAGUUCCGGGGCUAAACUAGAACUUGUGCAGCUCUCGCGCUCGCCGUCUAUCGUUUCUAUAGCGUUGCAACUUCCCGAGUCCGAAGCUGCGGAUGUUCCGGGCUGUCGAUUGAUGGAUAAAUUCCCCAGUAACACAACUCUGUGGUUGAUAUUACGCAAAUUUGAAUCCGGCGUUGCAGGAAAUGGAGUCUCCCGAAACUUAACUGCGCGGGGAGCUCCGGCCAUAACACCAGGUGCAACGGGGUCUGGGAGGCUGUUCUACGAAACUCCGGUCAUUCAAAUUAUGAGCAAAGAGUUUGUUUCUUUCACAGACCUUCAGAAAACGUUGGCCCAGGUGGGAUUAAACAGCGGCAACGCUCUUCUCAGACUGAACUUCCGGGUCACUGAUCGACCGUUGGAAGAGGCCAUGAAUGAGAUUGACGCUUACUUUGCAUCUGUUGAUGCGGACCAGCAGACGCCGUUGGAAAAAUCCCCUCCCGCCAUAGAGACCCCAGCCUCUUCCGGUCCAGUAGAAGGGGCGCCUGAAAUAACACCUCAAUCCACUCCAUCGAAUGCAGAUGCUGAGUUAGAAGAAGCAUCUGUUUCCAAGGCCGAAAUGACACAACCUGCCCCAGAGCAAUCAUCGCACCCUCUUGUAUCAUCCCGACCUGUCACUAUUUUCGCUCCCCCAACAGCCUCCACUCCCCAGUCUGCCCAAACACCAUACAAGGAAGAAGAUUAUAUACCUACUGUUGACCAUGCAAAAGCACAUCAACGUCGACUAAACACGGCUGGUCGUAACACGCGACUAGCAGGAGAUGCAGAACUUGCCUUGCAAGAAGCUGCAAUCAAAGAGCGACUGGCCAGGGUUACAGAAGUUGAAAUCAAAGUACGGUUCCCGGACCAGAGCCAGGUCGUUUCCAAGUUUACCCGCGAGGAUACGGCCCACUCGCUUCAUGAAUUUGUUCGGAAUUGUUUGGACACUCCGCUUGCAAAGGAGGGGUUUAUUUUAUCUUAUUUUCCCAAUGUGUCCCACGACCCCAUUGCACAAAAGGGUCAAGUAAUAAUUCCUGAUGCUCCUAAUACAUAUCUUAUUGCCGAUCUGAAGAUGAAUGGCCGCGUCUUAGUGAAUUUCUUGUGGAAGGAAAACGCAGCGCUAGCAAUGCGCAGCACUGGAGCGCCCCUGCUCCGUGCCGAACUUAGGGAAAGGGCAAGCCAAAUCAAAGUCGAAGAGGUCGCCGCCGUCCCAGUGGAGGAAAGUGAAGGAAAUAAACAGUCAUGGCUGAACAAGUUGGGAGGGGGUGACAGGGGUGGUAAGAAAGGGGGUGGAGGAGGAGUGCCAAAAUGGUUGAAGUUACCAGGCAAAAAAUGA
Molecule: messenger RNA, 1539 nt
Organism: Uncinocarpus reesii 1704
Lineage: Eukaryota; Fungi; Ascomycota; Eurotiomycetes; Onygenales; Onygenaceae
Exons: 2
Coding region: 1-1539 (512 amino acids)
Molecular function (GO): protein binding
Source: RefSeq, a predicted model, not a curated record